ACUUAAAUCUCUUCUCUUCUUCCUUCUUUCUGAAAACUCUGAUACGCCCAUGCAAUAACGUAAUAACGGCCAUGACUACUGUUCGGAAGCUCAUAGUGGAAGUGGUUGAAGCCCAUAAUCUCCAACCCAAGGAUGGGCACGGCACUUCGAGCCCUUACGUUGUUGUUGAUUUCUAUGGCCAACGGAAACGAACCCAAACGGUGCAUCGUGACCUGAACCCUACAUGGAAUGAUAGGUUGGAAUUCACCGUGGGAGGCCCAUCUGAUGUGCUCGGUGAUAUGCUUGAACUUGAUGUCUACCAUGAUCGCCGCAUUGGACCUAGCCGGAGAAACAAUUUCUUGGGUCGGAUCCGGUUGAACUCCAGUCAGUUUGUUCGGAAAGGUGAGGAGGCAUUGAUUUUCUUUCCCUUGGAGAAGAAGAAUUUCUUCAGUUGGAUUCAAGGUGAGAUUGGUUUGAGGAUUUAUUACGUCGAUGAGGUGGUCCCUCCGCCGACUCCUCCGCCACCUGCGGUGGAGGAAGUAAAGGAUGAGAAAGAGAAAGAGAAAGAGCAACCACCAGAAGCGCCUGCAGUAUCUGAACCACCACCGCCGUCUGGGGAGCCAGCAGCACCGGAGGAAGAGAAAAAAACUGAUACUGAUACUACAUCAGCGAAGCCACCAUCAGAACCCAGCCCCGCGCCCCCUGCAGAAGCAGCACCACCAGUAGAGGAACCUGCACCACCACCACCACUGGAAAACAUCCCUGAAGCAGCGAAGGAGCCAGAACCUGAAGUAAGUGAAAAUCCGGUGGACCCACCACCAGAACCCACGCCUCCUGAUACUGAAAACGAGGCGAAUCCCCCCGAAGUGGUCCCAUCGCCUGAAGUAAGGUUGCAGACCGUAUCCAUCCCUGAAUCUAAACUUGCCGGAAUCAAUCCUGCCCGACCGAUCUACCGGCAACCAAUGCCGGAUAAUCUGAAUUUCUCGUCGGAUCUGUCAGAGAGGAUUUCAAACGAGCGGUCCACUUACGAUCUGGUGGAGAAGAUGCACUACCUGUUCGUCCGAGUCGUCAAGGCUCGAUACCUACCCACCAAAGGCAGCCCGGUCGUGGAGAUCGCCGUUUCUAGCAAUCAGGUACGAACCAAGCCGGCCCGGAAAAGCAACUUCUUCGAGUGGGACCAGACUUUCGCCUUCGGCCGCGAAUCGCCCGAGUUAGCCUCCACGUUGGAUGUCUCCGUGUUGGACGUUCCGUCGUCGUCCUCCAACUCUGACCCCACUGAUGACGUGGUAGGGAAAUUCCUCGGAGGUGUUUGCUUCGACGUUACGGAGAUCCCGUUGCGGGACCCACCAGAUAGCCCAUUGGCUCCGCAAUGGUACAGGUUGGAAGGAAAUGGAUCCCGCAAUGGCGAUCUAAUGCUAGCAACGUGGAUCGGCACCCAAGCUGAUGAAUCCUUCUCCGACGCGUGGAAAACUGAUACAGCUGGCAACAUCAGUUCACGUUCCAAGAUCUACCUCUCCCCGAAGCUUUGGUACCUAAGAGCAACGGUCAUCGAAGCCCAAGACAUUCUACCCGUAACGGCGUUACGGGAAUCCAGCUUUUUAGUCAAGGCUCAUUUGGGUUUCCAGGUACUCCAGACGAAAAUCUCCGUCAGCCGUAACGGAUCGCCGUCAUGGAACGAAGAUCUCAUUUUUGUCGCUGCUGAGCCUUUUGGUGAUCAUCUGGUUUUCUCUCUGGAAAACCAAAACCGCCAAUCAAAGGAAUCGCCUGUUUUGGGGAUUGCCAGAAUACCACUAGCGACAAUCGAACGUCGCGUGGAUGACCGGAAAGUGUUAUCACGGUGGUUUGGCCUAGAAGAUGCCGUGGAUGAGAAGAAGAUUUACAAGGGGCGUAUCCACCUCCGCCUGUGCUUCGAUGGAGGGUAUCACGUGAUGGACGAAGCUGCUCACGUGUGCAGCGAUUUCCGUCCGACAGCAAGGCAGCUCUGGAAACCCCCCGUUGGUACGGUGGAGCUUGGUAUCAUCGGAUGCAAGAAUCUUCUUCCCAUGAAGACCAUCAACGGUAAGGGAUCCACGGAUGCUUAUUCCGUAGCCAAGUACGGUCAGAAGUGGGUGCGGACGCGUACGGUCGCAGACAAUUUGGAUCCUAAGUGGAACGAGCAGUACACGUGGAAGGUUUACGAUCCUUGUACGGUGCUCACAUUAGGAGUGUUUGACAGCUGGGGAGUCUACGAGAUGGACGGUUCUAAAGAUCCCGCCAUGGUUCGACCUGAUUUCCGUAUCGGCAAGGCUCGGAUACGUAUCUCGACGUUGGAGACGGGUCGGGUGUAUAGAAAUACGUAUCCAUUGCUCCUGCUGUCACCUACAGGGGUGAAGAAGAUGGGAGACAUAGAGAUCGCUGUACGGUUCGUCCGUGCGGUUCCCACGCUUGAUCUGCUGCAAGUGUACACGCAGCCAAUGAUGCCGUCAAUGCACCACAUCAAACCACUGGGAGUGUUUCAACAAGAAAUGUUACGGAAUGCAGCUUCGAAGAUCGUGGCUCAACACUUGUCAAGAUCAGAACCGCCAGUGAGGCGUGAGGUGGUAUUAUACAUGCUCGAUGUCGAUUCACACGCUUUCUGCAUGAGGAAGGUACGUGCGAAUUGGUACCGGAUCAUCAACGUCAUCGCUGGACUGAUCGAUAUGGUCCGAUGGGUGGAGGAUACACGUACAUGGAAGAACCCAACGGCUACGCUGCUCGUGCAUGCAUUGUUGGUGAUGCUGGUUUGGUUCCCGGAUCUAAUAUUCCCCACGCUUGCAUUCUAUGUGUUUGUGAUCGGUGCAUGGAACUAUAGGCUCCGGGUACGGGACCCACUGCCUCACCUUUGUCCAAAGAUCUCACAGGCGGAUGCAGUUGAUCGGGACGAACUGGAUGAGGAGUUUGAUACAGUGCCAAGUAGCAGAUCAGCGGAAGUGGUACGUGCGAGAUAUGAUAAGUUACGGACGCUAGGUGCGAGGGUGCAGACGUUAUUGGGUGACUUGGCGACGCAGGGAGAGAGGUUACAGGCGCUGGUGACGUGGAGGGAUCCACGGGCGACGGGGAUAUUUGUGGGGUUGUGCUUUGUGGUGGCGGUGUUAAUGUAUUUGGUACCUACGAAGAUGGUAGCAAUGGCGACGGGGUUCUAUUAUCUACGCCAUCCAAUGUUCCGAGAUCGGAUGCCCCCGCCGGCAUUGAAUUUCUUCAGGAGGCUUCCUGCGCUGUCUGAUCGUAUCAUGUAGGGUGAAUAGGAGCAAGGCAUGUGGUCUAUUAAAAAAGUUGCACUUGUAGGUACUAGAUCAA
Messenger RNA from Telopea speciosissima, 3294 nucleotides. RefSeq names its product FT-interacting protein 7. The record is from RefSeq and is a predicted model, not a curated record. Lineage: Eukaryota; Viridiplantae; Streptophyta; Magnoliopsida; Proteales; Proteaceae. Bases 72 to 3233 code for a protein of 1053 amino acids. The transcript has a single exon.